This is a messenger RNA of Cannabis sativa, 2269 nucleotides long. Its product is annotated as probable amidase At4g34880. NCBI's taxonomy places the organism in Eukaryota, Viridiplantae, Streptophyta, Magnoliopsida, Rosales, Cannabaceae. The transcript is spliced from 5 exons. Bases 573 to 2171 code for a protein of 532 amino acids. The record is from RefSeq and is a predicted model, not a curated record.
GGAAAAGAUUGGAUGUGUUCAACUCGAAAUUACUAAGAUAAUAAGCAUUAAAGAAGCAUUAAGUUAGAUUGCAACACAUUCGUGAGAUAGAGUCAUAUUAGAAACAGAUAGCUUGGUGUGUGUCCAAGCGAUUUAGAGCGGUAUUUUUAUGCCUUCACAGUUUGGUCUUAUUGUUCAAGAUGUUCGAAAUUUACUUUUGGCUUUAUCUUUUGUUGAUUUGUGUUUUGUAAAACGAUCUGCAAAAUAAGUUGGCUCAUUGCUUGGCAAGAGACAUUUGUUUCUCUACAGGUCGUGUGCUUCAGUUGGAGGACUGUACCUCUGAAGUGCGUUCGAUUGUUUUGAGCAAAUUUAUUAAUUAAUAGAUUUUAUGAUUUUUAUUUUUUUAAAAAAAAUUAAACCAUAUCAUUAAAAAUAUAUAUUGUUGUAGUACACUAUGGAUAGUACUAAUAUAAUGGCCUAGCAUGUGUUUCACACCAUAAUGCUAACUUUUUACAGACACCACAUCUUUUCUCAUCUUGUAUUAUUAUAAAUGUCGUACGUACCUACAUUCAAUCCAUUAUUUGUUCUCCACCAUGGGAGCUCUUCUAUCUCUCUCUUCUAUAUGCCAUUUAAUGGUUCUGAUCCAGCUUCUAGCCUUACUUCUAUCAGGUUACCACUACUCCGAUGCAGCAGCUGCUAAUAAUAAUAAUAAUAAUAAUAAAGGUUUCUCAAUCUUAGAAGCCACAGUGGACGAAAUCCAACUGGCUUUCAAGCAAAACAAACUCACCUCAAGGAAACUCGUAGAGUUCUAUAUAAACCGUAUCCAACGGUUGAACCCACUACUACAUGGUGUCAUAGAAGUGAAUCCCGAUGCUGGUGAACUAGCCGAUAAGGCUGACUACGAGAGAAAGGUUAAGGCUCCAGUAUCAUUCUCCAAGCUCCAUGGAAUACCUAUUCUGGUUAAGGAUAAUAUUGCCACCAAGGACAAGAUGAACACCACUGCAGGCUCACUGGCGUUGCUUGGCUCAGUCGUGCCACGAGACGCUGGAGUGGUGGCAAAGCUCAAGAAAGCUGGGGCUAUCAUACUGGGAAAAGCCAGCUUGACCGAGUGGUCUGCUUUUAGAGCCUAUAUACCCAAUGGUUGGAGCGCCAGAGGAGGCCAAGGGGUGAAUCCUUAUGACAAAACGGAAACUCCAUGUGGAUCGAGUAGUGGAUCAUCAAUAUCAGCAGCCGCAAAUUUUGCAACAGUUACAUUAGGAACAGAGACAGAUGGCUCUAUUUUAUGCCCAGCCAGCAUAAACUCGGUUGUGGGCAUCAAACCAACUAUUGGUCUCACUAGCCGAGCAGGGGUUGUUCCCAUCACCCAUAGACAAGAUACCGUUGGACCAAUUUGUAGGACAGUCUCGGAUGCCACUUAUGUUCUUGAUGUCAUUGCUGGUGUUGAUAAGAAUGACAAAGCAACAUUUGAGAAAUCCAAGUACAUUCCCAAAGGUGGCUAUGCACAAUUUCUUAGUUCAAAUGGACUCAAAGGAAAGAGACUAGGGAUUGUAAGACAUCCUUACUUUGAAUUCAACAUUUCUAAAGAGAUCGACACAUUUCUCAUUAAUACAUUUGAGGAACAUCUCAGCACAUUAAGGAAAAAAGGUGCAAUUGUAAUAGAUAAUCUGAAAAUAACAAAUAUUGAUGAAAUCUACAAUGAUGCAUCUAGUGAAGAGACUGCAAUGAAAAAUGAUUUCAAGAUAGAUUUAAAUGCAUACCUAAAAGAGCUGGUGUCAUCACCAGUGCAAUCCCUAGCCGAUGUCAUAGCCUUUAACAAUAAAAACUCUAAGUUGGAAAAAAUUAAGGAAUAUGGGCAAAAAUUACUUAUAGCAGCCGAAGCAACAAAGGGAAUAGACAAGGCUGUAUUGGGCACUUUAGAAAGACAAACAAGAAAUGGUUUUGUGAAGUUAAUGAGAAAGUACAAGCUAGAUGCAUUGGUGGCUUGUGCUGGACCUUCUUUUCCUCCACUCCCAAUUAUCAGUACAAUCUUGGCCAUUGGGGGAUUUCCUGGCAUUACUGUCCCCGCAGGCUAUCUUGGAGAGGUGCCAUUUGGCAUUUUCUUUGGGGGACUAAAAGGUUAUGAACCCAAAUUGAUUGAAAUCGCAUAUGGGUUUGAGCAAGCCACUAAAAUUAGAAAACCUCCUUCACUUUAGGGCUUCAUCAAAGAUUAGACACUUCGGAAUCCAUGCUUGUAAUAUUAUGCUAUUAAUUAUUUGUAUGGUAUUAUCAGGAAGUUAUAUAAGCCUUAUAA